Messenger RNA from Carassius auratus (goldfish), 1678 nucleotides. Its product is annotated as protein shisa-like-1a. The transcript is spliced from 5 exons. The record is from RefSeq and is a predicted model, not a curated record. The coding region runs from base 303 to 875 and encodes 190 amino acids. Lineage: Eukaryota; Metazoa; Chordata; Actinopteri; Cypriniformes; Cyprinidae.
UUUAAGUGCAGGGACCCAGCACAUGGAAGGUAGAGGGCAGAAGUGCGUGUUUCCUCUCCUCCCCUUUACCUCCGUUCAUCUUCUCUUUCCGAUGACAGGCUGAACACAGUGGAAACAGCAGGAUGAGUGUGUACCUGUGUGUUUAUGCCGUACUCCAUCAGAGAGCCUCAUUCAACAUGCUAUAACAUCAGGCAAACUAGCUCUACAAGAGAGAAAGACACAGAAAGAGAGUUUGCAGAAUAAAAUGACCACCAGGCGGUGAGAAAUGAGUGUGUGUUGACUUUCUUCAUGAGGGCUGAGAGAUGACCAUGAACGGCCGCUGGUCCUUCAACACCCUGGCCGUCAUCUUUAUCCUGCUGUCCACUGCAGCUCUCUCUGCGCACUUCAGGGUGUGUGAGCCUUACUCCGACCACAAGGGGCGCUAUCACUUUGGUUUCCACUGCCCUCGACUCUCAGACAACAAGACCUACAUAUUCUGCUGUCACCAUAACAACACGGCCUUCAAGUACUGCUGCAACGAAACUGAAUUUCAGAGUGUGAUGCAGCUCAACAUCACCACCAACUCAGACGGCUUUGCCCACAAUAACUACACUGCUCUCAUCGGAGUGUGGAUUUACGGCUUUUUCGUCAUGGUCCUCCUGGCUUUGGACUUCCUGUACUAUUCGGCUAUGAACUACGAGUUGUGCCGGGUCUACCUGGAGAAAUGGGGGCUUGGAGGUCGGUGGCUCAAAAAGGCCAGGAUUCAAUGGCACAGCGCGGCUCAGGAGGGCGAACACAACAUGGGAUCAGGCCUGAGUCAGCAACAUGCGCAGCACAGUUUGAGAGGAGAAGCACAGAGCCCUACGCUCUUGACCUUCCAGACCUCAACAGCCUGAUAUCCAAUCAAGGAUUUACUUAGUAUGACAAAGGAGGAACUGCCAGGAAAUGGAGAUUUAAAUUCAGAGACUCUUUUCCUGGUCACAUCUACAUUAAGGACAUGGACUGUGCUGGCUACCUCCUGCAGCUCUGCUGGAUGACAUUUUCUCCACAUGAGACUGACAGCUGCAAAUGAGUUUCUCUGCCCAAUAAGAGGAGGCUUGUUCAGCUGGAUCUACUUUUGGACAGCUGUUGAAGGACUUUAAUGAGACUGUUGUCUUGGAUGCCUAAUACCUUGCCUUGUCAUUUCAGAAGUUAGGACUUAGACACAGGGAAUAGGACUUUGAGGAAAAGACAGAGAAGAGGUCGUUGUGUCCAUAAAUCUUUACAGUAUACAGUUCUGUGAAAAUUUUUUUGCCCCCUUCCAGUUUUUUUUUUUUUUUGCAUAUGUCACACUUGAAUGAUUCAGAUCAUCAAACUAAUUUAAAUAUUACACAACUUGAGUAAAUACAAAAUGCAGUUUUGAAAUAAUUAUUUAAUUAAGUCUGCACUCAUCUGUUCUUGAAUUCCUUUCGAUCGCUGCCUGAUGUGUUGUUAUUUAAGCAUGCUUCAAUUUGUCAGGUUCUGCUUAAGUGAUUUCUUGAUUAAGCAGGUUUGUCAGUAAUCAGGUCUGGGUGCUAAUGAAAUUUUACUUUUUAAAAUAAUGUGAUUAAAUGACAGUUCUUUCAUGAUUUAAAAAGGGGGCAAUUAAUUUUUCACGUAGUGCCAGGUAGGUUUAGACAGCUUUUUUCCCUUAAUAAAUGAAAUUAACAUUUAAAAACUG